AUGGAACGACUCAAGCUGGAUGUUCUUGGUCUGUGUGAAACGCGUUGGAGCGGAGAAGGCCAUUUCGCCAGCGGUGACAAGUUGGUAAUUUCAAGCGGCUCGCCAGACGGUGGAUAUGGCGGAGUGGCUGUCGUUCUGAGCGCAGCGGUGAAGAACAGUUUAUUAUCGUAUACCCCAGUAUCAAAUCGUCUCUUGGUGGUGCGCAUACAGGCGACUCAUGUCCCUAUUACCAUCAUUCAAGUGUACGCGCCGACCUCGUCAUGCGCGGCGGAGGAAAUAGAUGAUUUCUAUGAAAAAUUGCAAGCUGUCAUAGACGCCAUGAAGAGCCGUCAGGUAUGUGUAGUCAUGGGCGAUUUCAACGCCAAGUUGGGACUUGGGAGAGACUUUGAAAGCGGUGUUGGGGACUAUGGCCUUGGACAGCGCAAUGAACGUGGGGACAUGCUGGCUGAGUUCUGUAGGAUUAAUGGCUUGGUCGUUUGUAACACAGCUUUUCAGCAUAAUCUGCGCAGUCGCUAUACAUGGAUAUCUCCUGAUGGUCACACCCGUAAUCAAAUCGACUAUGUCAUGAUCAGCAAAUCGUGGUUCUCAAGUGUGCUGGAUUCCAGAGCUCGCCCCGCCGCUGAAUGUGACACUGAUCACCAUCUAGUUACAAUGAAGUUACGCACCAAGCAUUUCCGUAGGGUUCGAUGCAAGUCUAUGGCUGUGCGACCGUUCGACGUGACGAGGUUGAGGAAUCCUGACGUCUCGGAAAAGUAUUCAGUGGCGACUGAGAAUCGUUUCAGCUUGCUGCAGGACCGGUACAAUGAGGAAUGCACACCAGAUGAAUUGUGGGAUCAGAUUCAAGCGGGAAUUACGGAGGUUGCGGAGGAAGUAGUUGGGCGCAGAGUAAGGAAAAAGCCUCCCAAGCCAUGGAUCAGUGAGGAGGUGAUAGCUCUGGCAGAAAGAAAGCGUAUAGCCAGAUGCACCGGUAAGGACCAAGAAUACAAUGAUCUGAAACUAGAAGUGCGCCGAAGGAUUCGCUGUGACAGGAGAAAGUAG
Molecule: messenger RNA, 1038 nt
Organism: Sycon ciliatum
Lineage: Eukaryota; Metazoa; Porifera; Calcarea; Leucosolenida; Sycettidae
Product: craniofacial development protein 2-like
Exons: 1
Coding region: 1-1038 (345 amino acids)
Biological process (GO): chromatin remodeling
Cellular component (GO): nucleus
Molecular function (GO): catalytic activity
Source: RefSeq, a predicted model, not a curated record